This is a messenger RNA of Acanthosepion pharaonis, 3330 nucleotides long. The record is from the annotation of a GenBank genome assembly. Lineage: Eukaryota; Metazoa; Mollusca; Cephalopoda; Sepiida; Sepiidae.
AUGUAUAAAGGCUUUCAGAUGGACGAAUUAUCCUUUCCCGUAGCAUUUUGUCGAAUUCGUUUUUGGCAAAUUGAUAUUUGUGCGGAUGUAGCCGUCGUGGACGCGUUUUCAAACCUGGGUGCUAUGAGCACAGAUGAAAUUGAUCCUGGUCCUAAUCGAAAAACCCGAGUACGAAAACGUUCAUCUUCAGACUACGAAAUCAAUGGCUCUUCCAACAGCCGGCCACGGUUGGUUUCCUCCCUGCCAGAAAGUCCCCCCAGGACAUACUGCUCUUCUUCCAAACAGGUAACACCAACCAAAGUGUCUGCAGUAUUCUGCCAGUCAUGGUUUGCAAAUUCCUUUGGCAAACAAAAAUGGAAGGAAUUUGAAGAUCUCAAGAACAGCUCUGGGAAACCUCCAGGUCUUUCUUCUGGCAAUUUGGAUGUUCUUGAAACUAGUGACACCAUUUUGGCUAGUUUAGAUAUGCCAUACUGUGACAUUUUCACAUCUGCUUUUUCACCAAUGGGUGAAAAUACUUCCACUCCAAAUAUUCAUCCUAGAAGUUUGUCUUGGAAGAAAAGAAAUUUUGAAGCUGAGCUCAAGACCACCAUGAUGGAAAAAAAUGCAAAUGAAGAUGUAGCUGAAACUGAUAAAGCAUUAAAAACCAACAAUGAAAAGAAAGAUUUGUCAGGGGACAUAAAAUCCAAUGUGGAAAAACAAACUACAGCCUUAACGACAGAAACAACUGCAUCUUCAUCAUCACUUCUUAAAAACCGUAUUCGUCAGCGUCUGUUCCAGAAUGCCAAAGAGAAGAGCCCUAUAUCAUUGGUCUCUAACCUGCAACAGGAAAAACUGGCUCUUGCGACAGAAUGCAUAGAGACAUUCCAGAAAGAGAAAGAAGCAGGUCAUACUAAUUUUGAACUUGGCCCAUUCUACGGCCUACCUUCCAAAGUAAAGCAUCUCUUUGAGAGUCAACGUGGUAUUAAAAAACUCUAUGACUGGCAAGAAGAAUGCCUUUCUCUACCAGCAUUGGUAUCAGGGAGCAAUCUGAUCUAUUCCCUUCCUACAAGUGGUGGCAAAACCCUUGUUGCUGAAAUCGUCAUUCUAAGAGAACUGCUCUGUAAGAAAAAAAAUGCUAUGCUGAUUCUUCCUUACAUCUCCAUAGUUCAAGAAAAGGUGAAAGCUCUGUCUGAAAUGGCAGUUGAGUUGGAUUUUCUUGUUGAGGAAUAUGCGGGCAGCAAAGGUCGUUAUCCUCCCACAAAACGUCGAGAAAAAAGUUCCCUGUAUGUUGCAACCAUUGAGAAAGCACACAGUCUAGUUAAUCAAUUCAUUGAGCUUGAUCGAAUGAACACGUUGGGCCUGGUUGUUGUUGAUGAGUUGCAUAUGUUAGGAGAAGGAGGCAGUCUCCCUUGCCAGAUUAUAGGAAUGAGUGCAACCCUAAACAAUAUGGAUGACCUGAAAUCUUUUCUAAAAGCGGACCUCUACACCAACAAUUUCAGACCAGUUACUUUGACAGAAUAUGUCAAAAUAAGUGAGAAUAUCUAUCAUAUAGAUCAAAACUCAUCUGAAAAUCCAUUGCAACAUGAUAGAAGCACCAAUUUCCAGUACAAGCCUGAAAUGAAUAAAACUGAUCCUGACCAUCUCUUUGGAUUGGUCUUGGAGGUGAUACCUACCAAUUCCUGUCUUUUGUUUUGCCCAACAAAGAAGAACUGUGAAAAUGUUUCAAGUAUGUUAUGCAAACUGAUGUCAAAAUACAGAAGAGAAUUGCUGGAGCGCCAUAAAUCUGAAAAGAAAAUACUUCUUCAAGAGUUAAAAUCUGACAACAAUGGACAUUUGUGUCCAAUUCUUCAAACUACAAUUCCUUUUGGUGUGGCCUACCACCACAGUGGACUCAUGGCUGAUGAACGGAAAUUAAUAGAGGAUGCAUACUCCUCAGGAACUCUCUGCUUGCUUACCUGCACAUCUACCCUAGCUGCUGGAGUUAACCUUCCUGCCAAAAGGGUGAUUUUGAGAGCUCCACGUGUUGGAAAUUCUUUCAUUAGCAAAUGCCAGUACAAACAAAUGGUUGGGAGAGCCGGAAGAGCUGGAAUUGAUUCAUCUGGUGAAAGCAUCAUGAUUUGUCAGCCACAGGAACUACCAAAGGUUUACAACUUGAUUUCCAGUCCACUUGAAAAUUGUCACAGUAGUUUGAUGUAUGACAGUGGCAAAGGAAUCCGUUUCCUCAUUCUUUCAAUUAUUGGUCUUCAGAUAGCGGCUAGUCAUUCCCAAUUAUUCUCAUUUCUCCACAGCAGUCUCCUUUCUAUACAAAGCGAUGUUCUCCUCUACGAUGUUAAUGAAGUGGUACAUGAAGAGCUUCAGACCCUUGUAGACCUUGGCCUGGUUGUUCAAAAACGGAAGAUUGAUCUCUGUGAUGCCUCAUCACCUGCAAAAGAAAAAGACAAUUCAGAUUUGACACUAGAAAUAACUAAACUUGGGAAAGCAACAUACAAAGGUUCCAUUGAUAUUGAUAUAGGUCCACGUCUUUAUAAGGACCUUAAAGCUGCUUGUGACAAACUGGUCUUAUCCAAUUAUCUCCACUUGCUUGCCCUUGUGACUCCAUACAACCUACCUAUUAAUCCAUGCUGGAUGACUUACUUCAACCAGAUGUGCAAGAUGUCUCCAGAAGAAUUGUCAAUUGCUAAUCUCCUUGGAGUGCCUGAGGGUUACAUUGCAAGAAAAGCUGGAGGUCAGCGAGUGAAGCAACAGAGUGUGGAUCAAUCAGCCAUUGACAGAUUUUACCUGACACUGAUGUUGCAUGAAGUAUGGAAGCAGAAAACCAUAUGGGAAGUUGCUUCGAUGUUCAGUCAGCCGAGAGGUUUCAUCCAAAAUCUUGUUACAAGCAGUUGCUCUUUUGCCACUUGUGUUUUACAUUUUUGCCAGGAACUAGAAGAAUUAUGGAUGUUCCAAUCUCUGUUUACACCAUUUAUUCAACAGUUGUCAUAUAAUGUUGUUGCUGACCUUGUUCCCUUGCUAGAAAUUCCUGGUGUGAAGAAAGCUCGAGCCAGUCAACUGUUCAAUGCAGGCUAUAAGACAUUAGCAUCAAUAGCAAGUGCUGAUAUUGGUGUCUUGGUAAGAAGUAUUGAUCACCUGUCCAAAAAAGUUGCUCGUCAGAUGGUAGCCUCUGCCAAGCUGCUGUUGGAGGAGAAAAAAGCAGCUCUGCUGGAGGAAAUUGAACAGUUAGUUAGUAUCCCCUCCAAAAUGGCCACUGAGUUGCCACAACCAGAACCAAUAGUCACUGACAAAGUUCAAGAAAAUGACGAUGAAGAAAACAAUUCUCUCUUUUCUGACAAUGAGGAUUUUGAUUAUUUGUGA